Molecule: messenger RNA, 729 nt
Organism: Heterocephalus glaber (naked mole-rat)
Lineage: Eukaryota; Metazoa; Chordata; Mammalia; Rodentia; Bathyergidae
Product: cysteine-rich secretory protein 3-like
Source: RefSeq, a predicted model, not a curated record
AACUGUACACUUUGCCUCCAAAACUUCUGGAUGAGUCUUCCACUCUCCUGGACUACCUACCUGUCUGUGUGUUCUGGCUGCCACUUUGCCUCUACAUUUUGGGGUUGGUCCAGGAUGAAUAGAGUGAGCUGAUCACUUGAUCCUGGGUUGAAGUCCUGUGGGCAGAGUGAAGGUCAUUCUAGAUCCUUAAAGAGACAGCACACUCAGAGCCAGCAUUCUCUGAGCCUCUCUGGAGGACCUAGGGUGACAGCUGCUCCCUGCUUAUGACUCCCCCAAACUCAAGGGAGCAAGGACGCAUUGUCUGUUUUGGCCUGGCUGCCAGAGGAGCAAUGGCAUUAUUCUCAGUGAUCCUGUUCCCGGUUGCUAUGCUGCUUUCAUCUUUCCCUGUAAAAGGGGAUGAGAAUGAAGCCUUUGCUGCUUUGUCAACUAGUCUACCAGAAGUCCAAGAGGAGAUUGUAAACAAACACAAUGAACUAAGGAGAGCAGUGUCUCCAACUGCCAGUGAUAUGCUAAAGAUGAUGUAAGCUGUGGUGAGAACCUCUUUAUGUCAAGUGCUCCUUCUUCAUGGUCAUCUGCAAUCCAAGGAUGGUAUGAUGACAGAAGAAAUUUUAUCUUCAAUGUAGGGCCAAAGACACCUAGUGCAAUAACUGGAUGCUAUACCCAAGUAAGAAAAACCAAUGAAUUAUCCUCUGUCCCAAAUAACCUAACAGAAAAUCCUGUCUAAAUUUU